UCUAAUAAUAAACUAAGAAUUUGGACCAAAUUUUUUUUAUCAACCAAGAAUUAUGUGAAGUUGAUCCCAAAUUGAUUAAUUUUUUCUAACAAUUCCAUUAUCUGUAUAGUGUAAGGCUCUAAAUUGAUCCUUUCUGUAUUUUCAGGAGGACUGCAAGGUGCUAAUUAUUAUCAAUCUGAAGCAGCCUUUAUGAAGAAACAGCCUCAUUUCCAUAACCCUACAUACCAGAGACCACAUUCAUUUCAUGGCAGCCAUGCACCAAUGCAUGAUGGCAAUGCACCAAUGCAUGAUGUCAAUGCACCAAUGCAUGAUGUCAAUGCACCAAUGCAUGAUGUCAAUGCACCAAUGCAUGAUGGCAAUGCACCAAUGCAUGAUGUCAAUGCACCAAUGCAUGAUGUCAAUGCACCAAUGCAUGAUGUCAAUGCACCAAUGCAUGAUGUCAAUGCACCAAUGCAUGAUGUUAAUGCACCAAUGCAGCAAGGCAAUGCAACAAGACGAGGGACACAUAUAGUGGCAAACCCUGAACAUGAAGCAACCUAUAACACUCAUGUGAAUAAUGGAUUUGAUGCGUCCAAUAGACAACUCAUUACAGGGGAAACCACUGACUCAACUGUUCUCAGCAGUGCUGUCUCAUCAGAUCACUUUCAAUGCGAGAUCUGCAUGAAGAAAUUUGUCAGUAAUAUAACACUGAAUAUACAUAGAAAUAUACAUACUGGUAAAAAGAAGAGUUGUAAAAGAUGUGAUAAGUCAUUUUCAGACCCUGCAAGCUUGAGUAGACAUAAGAAGAAAUAUAAUCAUUUCUGGUAAGAACAAACAUUAAUGAUGUGAUGUCAUAAGACAUCUCUUAAAGGGUGAAGACAUCUCAUUUUAGUCAUCAGACCAUCUCUUAAAGGGUGACGACAAGUCAUUAUAGUCAUUUGACCAUCUCUUCAAGGGUGAUGAUGACU
Owenia fusiformis is the source of this 947-nucleotide messenger RNA. NCBI's taxonomy places the organism in Eukaryota, Metazoa, Annelida, Polychaeta, Sabellida, Oweniidae. The record is from the annotation of a GenBank genome assembly.